AUGACUUAUCAGACACAGAGAAAAAUCUACGGGACAAUGGAAGAGGUGAGUGGGAGGCAGGAGAGUGUGGGCCUCAUGGAAAAUUAUGAUUCCUGCGCCAUGGAUGCUUGGAGUGGAAAUGCAAUCAUCAAGAUGAACUUCCUGCAAAAAAUUCUGGGUUCGGGAGGUAGUAGCGCAGUUUCCAGAGAAUUGAUGGACUCGGCGGUUCGGAGGAUUAGCGAGAGGCAUUUUCAGGAAACUCUGAGGGAAGUUUCGAGGACUUUUAGUGGGUUUAUCAGCGAUGAGGAGCCUCCGGAGGAAUUUCAUCAAUUGAGUGGUGAAGACUUCCCCGAGAGCAGCACAGCAUCAAUUAGCGAAAUUACGCGGGAGCAGAUAAUUUACGUUGAUCGAGGGGACAAUACGGAGGCUUAUCAAAUAAUCGGGGAAUCCAAUGUUGAGGAUUUUGCCUCCGUCAUCGCUAAAUUGCAAGAAGAAAAGAACGCUCUGAGGGAGCAAUUGGAAUUUGCUGAAUCAACUGCUCAAAAGUACUGCACCUACAUCAUUGAUCACGAGGCCAAAACUUACGAGCUUCAGCAGUGCCUGAACGAAAGGGACGUUGAAUUGGAGAAUUUUCGGGAAAUGCAAAAGAAAUUGGAAGCAAUGGAGAACCUCAUUGUGGAGACACAGAGAGAUCAGGAAGAAUUUGAGAAGAAUUUUGCAAAGACGUGCGAGAGCAUGCAUGUUGAUAGGAUGCUCGGUUCAACUGAGAAGGCCAUCAAGGAGCUUCGGCGUAUCCUAUUGCCGAAUAGUGUUGAAUCUGAGGGGACUUUUGCAGAGGAGGAGGAAGCGGAGAAUGAAAGAUCACCGGAAGCUGUGAUGACUGAUAAUUGUCUUUCCGUUGAGUAUCUCAAUGAAUUGCUCUGUGAACUCCAGGAGAUUUCUCAUGCGUCCAAGGAAACUUCCUACAACUUCAAUAAACUCACAACUGAUUUUGAGAUCACUAUUGCUGAUCUUCUGGCCAUAAAAUUCGAUGAGAGAUUUUUUAGAUCAGUUGGAGUUGAUAAGGAAACUCAAAUGGAUACUGAAAGGGAGCAGGAUGCGCGUGAAGAUCAGGAGAAAGGAUCGCCUGAAAAGGGAGAAAGAUCUUCAUCAUCGCAAGAUCAUUUUGAGGAAGAUCACGUGGAAAAUCAAAGAUCUUGUUCUCCUGAAAAUAAGGAUUCUGAAGAUACUAAAAAUGUCCUCAAUUCAUCCCAACAACUCCCUCAAACGACUAAAUUGGGCACAACAACUUUAUUUCCCAUUGAUCUUGAGAAGACUGAAACUGAGGACAAAGCAACGGGCCCUGAUUAUCCCCUUUGCAAGUCAAUUGAAUGCCAAACGGAAGCUUUGAUUGAUCAAGGAUCCUCAGGGAGUGCAGCUAUUUCCAAGGAUAAACACUCAAUUUGGGACAUUAAUCUGAGCGUUAGAACUUUAAAAGCAACUGCAUCCGUAGCCCAGGAGGAGAAGGAGCUCCAGAAGAUGUUGCGAAAGCAGGAAAAAUUAAUUGAUGAACUCGAUCGUGAGGUCCUUGUCAAGGAUAAUGAAUUGCAUGAAUUGCAGCAGAAUUUCAACCAUCUCGAGGAAAUGAACAAGAAUAUGAAGGAGAAUAUGGCAAAAUUGGAUGCAGAAAAUGCAAAAUUGAAGCAAUUGCUUAAGGAUUUGAAGGAAAAAAUGAAGGAGGAAUCGAGAAAGCUUCAGGAAUCCCAAAAAUUGACCCAAAAGCUCCAGGAAUCACAAAAUUUGCUUCAAGAGCUUUCUGGGGCACAAAAUUUCGCCUCUGAGCACUCAAAGAUUGAAAAUUGGAAUGAAGAUCUUCCAAAAGCAGAAAAUUUGCCUGAAAAGCUUUCCAAAUCAGGAAAAUUGCUCCAAGAUCGCUCAAAAUCAGGAAAUUUCCCUGAAAAACUUCCAGAAGAGGAAAAUACGUUUCAAAAGAAUUUGGAAUCCUCCACAAAGCCAAGACUAUUGAACAGAGAUACAGAAAAUUCCUCAUAUUCAGUCGGGAGAUCAAUAAAUGAUUCAAUAAUGGAGAGUUUGCGUCAUAUUGAGGAAUCACGUAGCUUGGAAGGAUCAUUCAGAACACUAAUAAAGCCCAAUAGGAGCAAUGCCGGAGGAAAUUCUUCAGAGAUUUUUGAAGCAGCAGGAUCUUCUCUGAAAGCUCCUCUUCCUUCUCAAAAGGAUUCCACCCACGUGGGGAUUAUUGGCAAAAGAUCAGAGAAUGUAAAGAAGAAGUCAAUUGAAAGAAAAAAGGAGGUCAAGAAACCUCCCAAAAUUCCCAUAAAUCUGCAUCAGACUUUUCCAAAAGCUUCGACUUCUGCUCCAAAAGGAAAAGAGAUUGUUAAGAUGGAAUUAGAUCUCCUGGCAUCAGGAGAUUCAACCCCCGUGGGCAGUUCGGAAGAUCCUGAGAAUCCCUAUUUGAAGGCAAUUGCUGGGAAAAUUAUUAAAACUGGAUUCAAUUCUUUGUCCAGUGAUGAGUUGUGCUGCCUCCACUACUACAUUGUCACCGUGGAAAUGAAGAGGAAGUCCGAAAUGAGGGGCACAGCAAUCCAAAUUAGAUCCACGGAGAUCUAUUGUUCAUCCGGAAGCUCAAAUAAUUGCUCCCGAAUUGAUUCCCUCCUGAAACGCCUUCAGGUGUGCAAGCAAAAGGCACAGGAUUUGCAGGAAAAAUUGCUUUAUGCGAGUUUGGAGAAAAUUCUUAUGCGAAAUGAAUAAAAUUUCAAUUUACUUGUUUUUUUUUAAA
Messenger RNA from Lutzomyia longipalpis, 2755 nucleotides. Its product is annotated as centrosomal protein of 83 kDa-like. The coding region runs from base 1 to 2727 and encodes 908 amino acids. The record is from RefSeq and is a predicted model, not a curated record. Lineage: Eukaryota; Metazoa; Arthropoda; Insecta; Diptera; Psychodidae. The transcript has 6 exons.